AAUAAACAUAGUCUUUAAAUCCGCCAAAAUCUCACCAAAGCAAAGAAAAAACAAUAAACGGACACCCCCACUGGAGAUAUGGCUGAGGAAUGCAGUUCCACCUCGCCUACACUGCACAAUUGGUGGGAUCUCCACCACGCAAGCUCUCUUUCUUCAUGGACUACAAACCCUAGUUCUUGGCAUCAUCAUCAAAACCCUAAUUCCAAUACUCGUAACUGUGAUCAGGAUGAUGUACUUUCCAUCUCUACUUCCUUGACUAAUGCUUCCAUUCAUUCAGUGUUAACUAGCGUUGAUGAGUUGUCCGGGGGCGGUAGCGGCACUAGGCGUCAACUUGUUGAACAACCAACUGUGGAUCCUGAUCCGUCCAAUGAAUUGAUUAAUGGAGAGCAUGGUUCCGAUAAUCAUCUUUGGAGCCAUGUUUUAUCAAAUGUUGGGAGCAACGGCGCAGAUAUAGGAAACAACCUAUUAGAGGCAAUAUCGUCAAAGAGUAACUCAUCAGCAGCUGGAAUAUUUGAACCUGCUUGUGACUACUUAAAGAAAAUAGAUGGCAAUUGGGAAUUCUCAAACUCCUCAGUUUUCAACAAUUUUAUCAAAAACAUGAACGAGGGGUUCGAUUCCAGUAGCACUGAUAAUAAUCAACAAAGCUCAAGCGAAAGUGAAAGGUUAACCAAGUUGUCCAACAUGGUCAGCCACUGGUCCAUAGCACCACCAGACCCUCAAGUCAACCCCCCACAGUUUAUUAAUCCAAAAUCAUCAUCCCAAGAUCCGACCUCUUUGCAGCCGCCUGCUGCCUUUUGUGGAAUGGCAACGGUCAAAAACCCAAUUUUUCUAUCAUGUUAUGGAAAUGGUAAUCAUCAUCAUGAUGUGAAAAUGGAGACCCAAACUCUAGAUAUGGAAGCUCCAAGUUCCUAUUUUCGAAGGGCUUUCAAGGCUGGUAACAAUAGCAAUGGGUAUCAUAUUCACAACAGCCCUAUUAACAGUUCAAUAUCAACGGAAGCUGACAACUUUUAUGGAUCCAUGUCUCAUUUUCCAUGCACAAGUAACAUUACUUAUUGCAGAUUAAGCAAGCCUUUGAUUGACAUCCAUGCAUCAUCAAAGCCCAGUUUUAUUAGUCCCUUGAAUUUAUCAGAUUGCAAGAAACAAGGGCUCCAAGCUGCAAAUUCUCUGCAGACAAGGACCAGAAACGGUAGAACACAAGGGAUUGCAAACGAGGGAAAAAAGAAAAGAGGUGAAGAAACGUCCGACAGUACUACAGUGUUGAAAAAGCCUAAGCUGGAAAAUUCUGCAUCUUCAUCUGUAAAGAUGCACGCCCCAAAAGUGAAGCUAGGAGACAGGAUAACAGCACUUCAACAAAUUGUGUCGCCAUUUGGAAAGACUGAUACGGCCUCUGUUUUACUAGAAGCAAUUGGAUACAUCAACUUUCUACAAGAACAAGUGCAGUUACUGAGUAAUCCUUACAUGAAGCCCAACUCUCAUAAGGAUCCAUGGGGCAGCUUGGAUAUAAAAGAGCAGAAAGGAGAUAUUAAGGUUGAUCUAAGGAGCAGAGGUUUAUGUUUAGUUCCAAUAUCUUGUACCCCAAAAGUUUACCAUGAAAACACUGCUUCAGAUUACUGGAGCCCAACAUAUAGAGGAUGUUUGUAUAGAUGAAGAAUUAAAUCUCAUGCUCGCUUUGACACGCACACACACACGUACGUAUAUUUAUAUGUAUGUAUUACUUUUAAGGAAAGCAAUUGGAAUCAUUUUGUAGUCAAA
Gossypium raimondii (Peruvian cotton) is the source of this 1752-nucleotide messenger RNA. RefSeq names its product transcription factor bHLH111. NCBI's taxonomy places the organism in Eukaryota, Viridiplantae, Streptophyta, Magnoliopsida, Malvales, Malvaceae. The record is from RefSeq and is a predicted model, not a curated record. Gene Ontology annotation, cellular component: nucleus. Gene Ontology annotation, biological process: regulation of transcription by RNA polymerase II. Gene Ontology annotation, molecular function: DNA-binding transcription factor activity, RNA polymerase II-specific; protein dimerization activity; RNA polymerase II cis-regulatory region sequence-specific DNA binding. Bases 79 to 1647 code for a protein of 522 amino acids. The transcript has 7 exons.